AUGAACAACCAGUACGGUGAAGAGCAUGGUGAAGCAACUGUUGCGGGGUUCGAAGUUCCAAACUCACCAGAUUCAAGUUACAACGAUGUGUACCCUGGUAAUGAAGAUGAGGCACGGGACCCACCUGUUGUCCCUACACAUCUGCAAAACACCUUGCUUAGCUACCCAACAAACAUAUAUGCUGCUGGAACUAUUCCAUUACCACAGAAUGUGAUUGUCAACUAA
Messenger RNA from Quercus lobata, 225 nucleotides. RefSeq names its product SNF1-related protein kinase regulatory subunit beta-3-like. The transcript is spliced from 2 exons. Lineage: Eukaryota; Viridiplantae; Streptophyta; Magnoliopsida; Fagales; Fagaceae. The coding region runs from base 1 to 225 and encodes 74 amino acids. The record is from RefSeq and is a predicted model, not a curated record.